Messenger RNA from Xiphias gladius (swordfish), 4464 nucleotides. It is a transcript of the gene fah, whose product is annotated as fumarylacetoacetate hydrolase (fumarylacetoacetase). Gene Ontology annotation, molecular function: fumarylacetoacetase activity. The record is from RefSeq and is a predicted model, not a curated record. Bases 1637 to 2893 code for a protein of 418 amino acids. Gene Ontology annotation, biological process: L-phenylalanine catabolic process; homogentisate catabolic process; L-tyrosine catabolic process. The transcript is spliced from 14 exons. NCBI's taxonomy places the organism in Eukaryota, Metazoa, Chordata, Actinopteri, Istiophoriformes, Xiphiidae.
UGUAUAUAUGUAUAUGUAUAUAUACAUAUAUAUAUAUAUAUGUUUACAUACUUUCAAAACAAGCUAUUUCCAGCCACAUAAGUGGAAGUUUAGAAACUUCUCCGGCAUGAAAACAUGAGUGAAUUCGCGUGAUUCUUUGUGUGCUUUCAGUUUACAUACAAAAGUCCGCCUCUUUAUUUUUAGUCCAAUGUGUUGUAACUUAAACACCAAGUUAAAGAACAAGGCAAUCUCGCUUUCUUUCCCGGUAGUUUUAUUUUUCGAGAGGACGGACGCUAAGCGACCGCUUUGAAAAGCACAGUCGCUGACCUUCCUGUCGACUCGCGCCGGGUUGUUACAAAGCCUUUAUCGUAAAGCUCAGUAUAGUAGCGCACUCAGAUUUCAGGAGCGAAUGACAGCGGGCUGGACAUAGUGACUACAGCAUUAUUGAAGUUUUUAUUUUUAUAUUCAGGCACUGUCGGCCCUUGGUUAAGGUUAGGGAAAGAUCAUGGUCUGGUUCUAUACAGAAAAGUCUGCAAUGUCUUCAGACACAACGGGUUUAAUUCGGCUACAUUUAACCCUUCUUCCCUAACCUGAACAAGGUGCCGUUCGCCUAAACCCCCGCCACAGACUGGAGUUUGGAUGCGGAUGCUGGUCUCUUGUGUGAUGUUGGGUGCUUUGUAUGCUUGGCAUUACUUUAUUCCCGAGAAUAACAUAACAUAUAAUAAUAAGACAGUUUAGUUAUGGAUGUAAUUUCUAAUUCCUAUUAUACAGUUGUUGUGCUGCAUAAGAAAAUGUGAAAAGAAGAUGUGAGAGUGUGACACUGAGGCAGCUCCUUCAAACCAUCUUCUGCACAUAUUUGGUUUGCCAACUUUUGGUGUUCAACCUUACUGAAAUCAUUCUCAGAUAUUUGGACACCUAUAUGAUAUUCAGUCGGACGGCCCAGAGAGUUAUCAAACUAAAAAACUUGUUAUCGUUUCAUCAUUUCUUAACAAAUGAUGAAUGUAUCUAUAAUAGCUCAAUCAAACCGUAGUUUAGGUUGAUUAGGUUAUAUUAGAUACAUUCAUUCCCCUUUAUUUUCAACCAAUUUACUUUCAGUCCAGGAUUCUGUCAGUGUUUUGCCCAUGCCUAACACUGACUCAGGCUUAGUCCAUCUCCCUGCUGCUUGACUAAUAUCUUUCACCGUUAUUUUAUGUCUAAAAAUAAUCAUGUAGCCCUUUGUAUUUCCUUAAAUCUUUUCAAAGAAUCCAUUUUUCUCUCAUACAAAAUUAUAUUUACCACCUAUUUUAAUCCUGUUUCCAUUAAACUACAGCUAGUAUACAUCUUCCCUUCAUGCUGGUAUAUUUUCAGUAUCUUUUUUCUGUCAUUGAACUGCUGCUGCAUUAAGCAUUUUAGAAUCUGCCUGUUUCUUUUUAACUUUUAAUAACAACUGAUGAGACUGAUAUGUGCCUGGACUACAAUUUUGCUUAGUCAUUUACCAGGCUGGGUUGCAUUUACAACCAGAUGUCUGGAUCGGGGUGGAUACUAUAGGUAGCAUGUGAUUGGCCAGGCAGUGGGAGGAGGCUCUGUUCAAAGUUAAACAUCUGGAAGCCCUUACUGCUGCUGUUCAGUCAUUCAGUAACUCAGUAGGGUUGAGUGGAAUACUUCUGCAAAAGAGAAGAUGUCCUUUAUAAAAGUAGAUGCAACUUCGGAUUUCUCCUUCCACAACCUCCCUUAUGGAAUAUUCUCCACCCCUGAUAAUCCCAAACACCGUAUUGGUGUUGCCAUUGGAGACCAGAUACUGGACCUCAGUGUGAUAAAGUCUUUGUUUCGCGGACCUGUGAUUUCCAAACAUCAGGAUGUCUUUGAACAGCCCACGCUGAAUGCUUUCAUGGCUCUUGGUUAUGAGGCCUGGAGGGAGGCCAGGAGGACCUUGCAGGUGUUGCUGUCAGCCAAUGAGAGCACACUGAGAGAUGACAUCAGCCUUCGGAGCAGAGCAUUUGUCCAUCAGAGUGCAGCGACCAUGCACCUUCCUGCAGACGUCGGCGAUUACACGGACUUCUACUCCUCCAGAGAUCACGCCACCAACGUUGGAAUUAUUUUCAGGGGAAAGGAGAAUGCUCUGAUGCCAAACUGGUUGAGGCUUCCAGUGGGCUACCACGGCAGAGCAUCAUCAGUGGUCGUUUCUGGGACCCCUAUCCGCCGCCCCUCAGGCCAGAUGAGACCUGACCAGACGAAACCUCCAGUGUUCGGCCCGGCUAAGCAGUUGGACAUUGAGCUGGAGAUGGCCUUCUUUGUUGGAGGAGGGAAUCAGCUUGGGGAGCCCAUUCCCAUCCAGAAAGCCCAUGAACACAUCUUCGGCAUGGUACUCAUGAAUGACUGGAGUGCCAGGGACAUCCAGGCCUGGGAGUAUGUUCCUCUGGGUCCUUUCUUGGGGAAGAACUUUGGGACAACAAUCUCACCCUGGAUCGUCCCCAUGGAGGCACUGUUACCCUUUGCAGAGCCCAACCCCAUCCAGGAUCCAGAGCCCCUCCCCUACCUCCAACACCAUGAUGCUUACACUUUCAACAUUAACCUGUUUGUGUCACUAAAAGGACAGGACAUGGCAGAGUCGGCAACCAUCUGCAAGUCAAACUUUAAGUACAUGUACUGGACCAUGAAGCAGCAGCUCACCCAUCAUACAGUCAACGGCUGCAACGUCAGACCAGGAGACCUGCUGGCUUCUGGUACUAUCAGUGGACCUGAUCCAGAGAGUUUUGGCUCCAUGCUGGAACUGUCAUGGAGGGGAUCUAAGAGCAUCGAUGUGGGAGGAGGAGAGACCAGAACCUUCCUCAAGGAUGGAGAUGAAGUCACCAUCACAGGUUACUGUCAAGGAGAUGGAUACAGGGUGGGCUUUGGACCAUGCACAGGAACCAUCCUACCAGCCUUGCAACACUAAAACAAACUGUUACUCAUGUCGGCAUCCUUUUGUGGCGCAUAAAUACUGGAAGACACAGACUUACACACCUACACCUACAGGAUCUCACCCUGCUUUGAUGUUCACUACCCAUGCAAUGAAAAUAACUAGGGCUGGAUACAAAAAAAAGAUUUUCCAGUUAAUCACAAUUUUUAUAUGAAUGAUCCAAUAUUGAUUGUUAAUAUCCGGAGAUCGUUCUUUGCAUUUGCGCCUCUUCUCAGUAAACAUGUACAUCUGCGCUAAAUGUUAUGUAUGCAGUGGUUACUUGCUGUAAGUUGUUCAGUUAGGUUUCUUUGGUUUCUUUUGGUUACAGUUAGGUUACUUUGUGGAAAUCCAAUUGUUGGAAUAUGAAUAGCCCUUAGUCACAAGUCCUGUAAAACUGUGAUCUAAAUAGUUACAAUCUAUUUCGAUCUGCUGUAGUUUACAGGACUGUGGUGACUCAGAAUGAUUAGUUGAUUCGGGCUAUCUCGUAGCAGACCUAGAGAUUGUAUCUCUGAGGGGAACAGACCAAGAAAAGACACCCUGAUGUGAACUUGUGUUUGCUGAAGAGAUAUUAUCUCUGGCUGUGAGAUGUGAAGCCAUGGAACUUCACUUAACAGUGUGUGGAUUCUACUUUUUCUGUCUGUCCCUGCUGGGUAGCUAACACUAGCUAGCCACCUGUCUGCAGAUAUCAGGCUGAUGUGUUGUCAACCCAAACAGUGUAGAUGAAUUAGGGAGCAGACUUUCAGUCAGUUUCUGUUCUUUCUGUGCUCUCAGUGAUCAUUAAAGGGGAUGUCUGUACCCAGUUGAAGCAUCUGGUACUGACAGUCCAUUUGUAGCUGUAUUUUCCCAAACAGCCACAAAUGGGGCAUUUCUUUAUAAAAAUAAUGAUGAUGGCCUUGUAAGUGGUUCAGUUUCAUUUUUAUUCUUGCUCAACUGUUUUGCACGUGUAGGCCUAAAAAAUGUAGAUGAGUCACGUUUAAGUCAUUUUGUAUUCGCUGAACAAAAUAAAUCCUCGAUCCUAGGAAAUUUGUUUACAGAUAAGCCUAUAAUGUGAGCUUUACACAGUUCUAUAUUCAAGGAAAAAACAGAAAUGCUCAGUUAUUGAAAGUAAAAGAAAUAUAAGUUCCCAUGAUAAAUUCUAAGAAGCAUUUUACACAACAUAGGUACUUAUCUGAUGACUUGAUCAUAAGGAAAUGAAUCGAAUCGAAUCGAAUCGAAUCAAAUGUGGACUUUGUGAAUCGAAAUCAAAUCGAAAUGGGAGAUCAGUGGCGAUAUCCAGCCCUAAUGACAUCAACCAAUCCUUCUCUUUCUCUCUCUCUCUCCCUACCUCUCUCUCACACACAAACAUUAUACACAUACACAUCUUUCUCUUAAAAAUGAAAUGAUUCCAGCUUUAGUUAAUAAUUGAUGAUUCAGUCUGUGUAGUCUCAGAGCUCUGCAGAGUUGUAGUGACCUUCUUAUUGAAAUCCUCUGCAAUAUUCAUCUACCCAAGGGAUUUUCCCACAUCACGUCACAGUGUUACUGCUGUACCAGGAUCAGUGUUACUGAUGUUUUAUGUGUUGGCUCCUGUU